AUGGCUCAAACCAAGACCAUCAACGUAGCUGCCUUUUCAGCAGACUACCUGGGGAGAGUCGGCCGAGCAAACUCCGGAGGCAUUUCCGUGGGAGGUAUGAUCACCCAAAUUGCAUUGCAUUUCGGGUAUCAGGCUGUUUUACUUGAGGACACGCCAAUUGCAGGUAAUACAAAAAUUGACAUGUCUGCUCUGAUUUCCCAAGGUAUGAUUGCGGUUGACCCUACCUACUAUUCCAUCCUCAUUCAUAAAAGGUUUAUCAUCGCUCAGCCGGAUCCGGACAGAGUUGCUAUCACUGACUGUGCGAAUUGGUUAUAUGUGAGUGUCGAUCCCGAUGCGGAUGAAGGCCACGAAGAUGACCACUUUAAUGCAGCAAUUUUGUUUACGAGCAGUGUUGUGUUAUCAAAUAUCCGUAACUGCGGCGCUAUGGUAGGUAUACGUGGCAGUUUUCGUACUCGCCACAGUAUGGAGAGGUUUUUGCUGUUGUUGAUGUUUGGAGGGGUUUUUGCGUGUUAUGAUAAUAUGACUAAAAGAGGUGGAAAAGCUAAGGUAUUAGCACCAGGAAAACUUCAAGAAGAACGAAAUCGCAUAAUUAACAAGAAGCAUAUCGUUAGGAAACCUGCUCAAACAACAUUGUCUAUGCAGGAUGCAUCAUCGGCACCAACACCAGCUCAGGCAGCACCGUCCGUGCAGGUUGCAUCGUCGAUGCCGACAUCAGCUUCGAAAAAAUCAUUUGUGCAGGCUGCAUCGUCGAUGCCAACACCAGCUCAGGAAGCAUCGUCCGUGCAGGUUGCAUCAUCAAUGCCAACAUCAGCUUCUAAAAAAUCGUGUGUGCAGGCUGCAUCAUUGAUGCCAACACCAGCUCAGGCAGCAUCGUCCGUGCAGGCUGCAUCGUCGAUGCCAACACCAGCUCCAACUAUAGUACCUGUUCAUGCCACUACCUCUGAGAAAUUCAGUUUUAUGCCUACUCCAACUUUAAGCCAUCAAACAAUGGCUGGCCCUCAAAGUAUAAACCUUCAAACAAUGGGUAGCCCUUCAAAUUUGGCAGAGGAGGAAGAUGUGGAUGCUGAUGAGGAUGAGGCGGUGCGUCAAGAAACUAUUACCCCUCUUGUGCCAACAAUAGAUGAGAAUGGGAAAGUUAUUAUAAAACCAUCUGGUACUGGGCUAGUUCCUGCCAAAGAAGUUGCUGGUGCCAUUAAUUAUGCGAUACGCAAACAAUUUUAUAAACCUAUACAUCAUUGGUCUGCACUCGAUCCUGAUACGAAAGCUGAUUGGUUUAAGUUGUUUGGAGAGAAGGUUUCGUGGGAUCCUUUCGAUCAUGCAUUUGUCUAUAGCGCAUUUGAAAAAAAAGGAAGAAAACGAUUAAACGACAUGUUGGGGAAGGCGAGGAGAAAAGGGACUCGACCUUCAUGGAUUGGUGAUGAUGCUUGGAUUGAACUUCACACUUAUUGGAAAAAGACCGAGUUUUUGGCUGUGUCUUCUCAAAACAAUACCAAUCGAGCUUCCGCAAGAGGCGGAGCAGUCCACACCACAGGCCGUAAGGCUCAUAUUGAUGUUGCACUUCAACUUUCACGUGAACUUCAAAGGGAUCUGCGUCCCGAUGAGUUAUUUUUAAAAACACACAAGAGGAAAAAUGGUGAAUGGGUUGACAGUCGUGCUGCAUCUACUUAUAAGACUUUUAAAGAGAAGUUUGAUGCAGAACUUCAGCCAACUGAAGAAGGGAAUGGAGAGGUUGUUCAAGUGUUAGAUGGAGAGCGUGUAAAUCAGCUAUGGACAGAGGCUGCUGGGGGCCGUAACCGUGGUCGGGUUUAUGGCGCUGCAGAUUUAGCUAUUAAUCUAAAACGUGGAUCAAAAAGUUUUACCCAACAAUCUCAAACUCCUCAACACUCUAUGUUUGGGAUGUCAUUAGAAGCUGAAAGAGCAGCUAGAAUUAGAGCUGAACAAAUUGCCGAGGCUGCAACGACCCAAUUACAAGAGGCUAACGAAGCAAUGCGAGCUGCUACCGAGGCUGCAAAAGCUGCUACCGAGACUGCACAAAGGAUGGAGAGGGAGAUGAAUGCUUCGAAGGAAUUUAUGAUGAAGAAAUUUGACACUUCAACUUUUGUAUCACAUUCUCAUCAUUAUGAUGACGAUUUGGAUGAUCAAUCAUUAGAUGAAGAUUGA
Molecule: messenger RNA, 2160 nt
Organism: Lathyrus oleraceus (garden pea)
Lineage: Eukaryota; Viridiplantae; Streptophyta; Magnoliopsida; Fabales; Fabaceae
Exons: 8
Coding region: 1-2160 (719 amino acids)
Source: RefSeq, a predicted model, not a curated record